UGAGGGGAGACGCGCCGAUCGCGACCAUGACUUUAACCUGUAGCGCUUGAUUCAGCGUAAACUACAUGUACGUCGCCACGAGGAGUGCCGUUUUUUUAUUAUUUUUUUUUCGUUGGAGGAGACGGUGUGCUCCAUUGGACUGAUGAUAAAUGGCUAACAAUAGUAACGCUGUGUCGUCAACCUUACCUUCUAGGGACUAUCAUUGUAAGGUUUGCGAUCUUUAUUUGGACACCCUUGAUUCGCUUGAAGUGCAUCUUCAGUAUCACAAAGAAAAUUUGUAUGUAAAGUGGGGCACUCAAAACUCUCAGAAUGAUACCGAAAACAAUAACGGAUCAAAAGUGACGACAACCACGACCGUAUCGGCUCCGGCCGACUCGAGCGACAACAUGAUCACGAAGCCGAGCCCGGAGUUCCAGCAGCGGGCCACGCCGGAGACUUCAGGGCAGUUCCCGCAUCCGGCGACACCGCAGAGCUACCACAGUGCACCGUCGCCCUAUCAAAAUCCUGAUCAAACAAACUUCUCACCGAGCGCUCAGUACGGUAACAAUUAUACACAUUCUGGUUUUCCACAAAAUCCUGAUCAACUUAACUGGGAUCAGUCGCAGUAUGGCCAAGAAUACAAAAAUAGCCGUUUUCAUCCUUAUAAACUGCAAGAUCGAGUUUCACAAGUAUCAUCGUCAAGUCCACUGUAUGGACAGCCGUUGAAUCAGCCAACACCAUCACCUUCGCCUAAUCAAUGUGAUAAAUGUGGGUUUGUAUGCGAUUCUGCCGUACAACUAAAUGAGCAUUGUAAUACGGCUCAUGCUGGCACCAGUUCUAAUCCUGUUACUGCCUCAAUGCCAUUCCAACAAUUUCCUGGUAAACAAUACAACAAUUCUAGCUAUGCUACUGAAAGCGUUAAGAUAAAAGAGGAGCACGAAGAAUCAUCCGAUAUUCUAGAUCUAGAUUCACAAAAAGUUGUAUAUCAAGGCAAUGAAGGCGAACAGCAGAACGUGUCCUAUGACGACGCUCCUCAAGCAAGAGACGUUAACACUCGCACAGUUCCAAUGAUGCCAUGGGAAGCGCAAAAGCUGUAUACCAAUCCUCAACUGAAUGGCGAUGUCUCACUAUUCAAAGACCAAAAGAUGUAUGCUGAGCAAAAAACGUACUCCGCCGAGGGUAAAAUGUUUCACCCCGAACAAAAAUUUGCAUACUCGCAAGAUAAGUUUCUCAGUGUUCAUCAUGAUCAAAAGCCAUUCAUGCACGUCGAUCAGAAAAACUAUCCGGGCGUUCAGAUGCCUCCACUUGUUGAUUACCAAGGGCCUGUAGCAACAACUAACCCUGACAUGAAACCUCCAUAUAGGCCCUACGAUUCCCCAGCAGUGCCACAAAUUACUAGUACUCAACCGGCUAAUUCAACAUCGUCAAAUCUACCAACAAUUGGUGGAAAAGGAGCCAACUGGAAAUCAAAUGAAGCAAGAAGACCUAAAACAUACAAUUGCACGGCUUGCAAUAAGUGGUUCACUAGCUCUGGGCAUUUAAAAAGACAUUAUAACACCACUCUUCACAAAAAUGCUGUUAGGUCAUCAGGUCAACCGGACCCAGCAACAAUGCCUAUAUCCAGUCAUCACCAUCCAAGCCGUGACGCAAUACAGAAUCGCGCACAGCAACAGAAUGCUGAUUCUAAUACGCAGAGUCCUGUCCCUUCAGAAGACGGUCGAAGCGUCGACGAGAGUGCCAUGCAGUCGCCAUAUGCUUCACAGAACUUUGAUCGGGCGCAUCGCGUUGCAUCAAUGCAGUCGAAGUCACCAUACACUCAUCUUCAACAGGGUAAUUUAGAUAAUAAUUUCAGUAAUAAUCCUUUAGCUAAUCACCCUUUACAACAUCAAGUUGGUUCACACCCUCUUAAUAUAGGUAGUCAACCGCCAGGUAUAGGGAUUUCUAAUGAUAAUGGUCAUCAGGGGUCAAAAGGUGUAGCAAUAUCUACCGCUGGCAAUCCCCCAAACGGGGAAGCAGGUCCCUCUGUUUCUCAAAAUCACCAUAUGAGGGGCCUGCUAUCAGUGUCAACCAGCAAUAUUUCAACUCAACCACUAACGCAGAGUACGCCGGCGCUUACGGCCCACACGCUGCCUCCGUUCAGUCAUUUGGGUGUCAACCCGUACAGCCCGAGGUCUACGGAUCCUUUGGGGCCUUCAGUGCCGGACCCCACGCACACCCCAUUAUAUUUGGGUCAGAAUUUUCAACAGACUAUAGCACCGAGUUACCCAAACGGGAUGGCCCCCCACGUUAUGGAUAUGGCUAUCAACAAUCUGCCUAUAGCCAAUCCGGCUAUUUUUGGUGAAUGUGCACCAGAUAAUGCCGAGGUUAUGGAACAAGAAACGUCGAAUCAGCCCAAUGGCGGACGGUUGCCCAGUUUUGCGCAACUGCAGGCACAGGGUUUCAGCGUUUACGUUUCAAACUAUAUCACACAGCCUAACGUGGGGGGUCAAGUAGUCGCUGACGAGUCUGCUGCCGGUUACAUUAUUAUGAAUCCGGUGAACUCGCCCGUGCAAUACAAUAAUAAUGAAAUAUGCGGACAUAAUAUGGAAUAUGAGUAUAGUCUGUCUCCUGGUAGUGUUAAGGAGGCAACCGUAACUUAUAGUCCGGAAAAUGUCAAAGUCUAUUCAUAUGGAUACGCAGUAGGCGGUAAAACAAUAAAACGAGGAGAUGACGUUUUAGGAUUGGAUAUAAGCGAGCUUCAAAUACUUAAAAUAGAGGAUAUAAUGGACUAUGCGAAUAAAGAGAAUUAUGGUUCUCAAAUGAAAUCUCCCGCGAGCCCUGAGAGCGCUAAAGCCGAAAACGAAAGCAGUGGCUCUCCGGCUGUGUCAUCCACGGUACCGAGUACGCCGCUAACUGAGAGAAAUCAAAUGAAGAAGUCUUUCUCAAUGCCGGUUCACAAAUGUUAUGAAUGCGAUAAAUUGUUUAACAAGGCCUGCUACCUAACGCAACACAACAAAACCUUUCAUUCGGGAGCAAAACCAUUUAAAUGUGACCGAUGCGGCAAGCGCUUCUCUGAUGACGUCUCAUAUGAAGGGCAUUACAUUAAACACACUGAAAACAAACCCUUCAAAUGUAGUGAGUGUCCUAAGUCAUUCAACCACAAAACAGACUUGCGCAGACACAUGUGUUUGCACUCUGACUGCAAGCCGUUCGCGUGUGACCACUGCGGCAAAGGUUUCAUUAGAAAAGACCACAUGGUAAAACACUUUGACACUCAUCUUAAGAAAAAUUCGCGUUCUUCGUCAUCGACUUCGUUGUCCUGGUCGAGGGCGGUCAAGGCGUCGACGUCUCCUACGUCUACGACGCAAACGCUCCACACUCUUUAGAUCAUUCAUUUAAAGACGAAGAAACGCUUCAACAUAUCAUUAAAAAUGAAAUGAAUCGCAAUAAUUUUUGUUUACAUAGGUUCAUAGUUGAUAUCUUAAUAAAGUUGAAACUUAAGUUACAAAAUACGUUAGAAUAUUUAGCCGUUAUGUGUACGAAAACAAGUUUACAAGCGGACUACUACAAAAAUAAUAAAACAAAAAAAAAAAACGUUAAAAAGGCUACUUUUGUUCAUGUGUCUAAAUCUCGUAAUACACAUGCAGAUUUAGGUCAAACUUUUGCCGGGUGUAAGUGUAUGCACACAUUGGUGUGCAUUAAGUUUGGCAGCAUGUUUUUUGUUGUUCAUUGGAUCUGACCUUGUGUCCGGCGCAAGGUGACUUUAUGUUUGAGUGUCUGGCCACUAAUAAAACAUAUAAUUACAUGACGUUAGUGUAAUUCUGAGAUAUCGUUUGGACCGAACCAUAUCAUUUAACAUAUUGAUAUACGGAAAAAAGUAUAUAGGAAUAAUUAGUUA
This is a messenger RNA of Bombyx mandarina (wild silkworm), 3856 nucleotides long. It is a transcript of the gene zld, whose product is annotated as zinc finger protein zelda. Gene Ontology annotation, biological process: regulation of transcription by RNA polymerase II. The record is from RefSeq and is a predicted model, not a curated record. NCBI's taxonomy places the organism in Eukaryota, Metazoa, Arthropoda, Insecta, Lepidoptera, Bombycidae. Gene Ontology annotation, molecular function: RNA polymerase II cis-regulatory region sequence-specific DNA binding; DNA-binding transcription factor activity.